Molecule: messenger RNA, 802 nt
Organism: Nycticebus coucang (slow loris)
Lineage: Eukaryota; Metazoa; Chordata; Mammalia; Primates; Lorisidae
Exons: 3
Coding region: 1-681 (226 amino acids)
Source: RefSeq, a predicted model, not a curated record
AUGUUUCUGAGCGCGCCGGACCCGCAGCUCCGGCACCCAGCGCCCACCCAACCCCGGUCCCACUCCCCGAAGCCAACCCCCGGGGCCUGGCGUCAGGCUGGAGCAGCCAAUCCAGCCUCCUGCAUCCCAGAUUCCCCCGUAACCCCUCUACCUCCAGUGCCGGGGCUCCCUGCAGAACAGAGCGCUUCUCCUUUUAGCGCCCAGGGUACUUCGGUGUCCUGGAAGCGCCAGAGCGCCUCGGACAGCCUGUCCGCUGGGGUAGGAGAAGGUUGGCUACGAGAUUGGUUGUGGGAUCAGGCAGCCUACAGCAUGUGUGUAAAAUCCUUCCUUCGUCAAGAGGGGAUCCAGCCAGCCGGCGUGCUGGCAGCUUGGGGGAUCAGAGAAACAUACUUGAAGUGCUUUACCACGCUCAGAUUCUUGGAGAGGAUCGUCUGCCCCACAUUCCCAGCCCCGAGGAAGAGCAGAGUGAUUGCAAAGGAAUGCCCACCCUGGCGCUGGCCCUUGUCGCUGAGGAUUGAGACCAUUCUCACUGCUGUGGGUAGUUUCCCUCUACCUGCCCCUCACCUUGUUUUGUGGGGACAGUUUAAUUACAAGGAGAUGAAGUCUGUCUUUCAGGUUUUCCGUUCCUCUGAGAGGUUCCUGAGGAGAGCUAAGUCAGUAGUGUUGUUUCAAUCUUAUUGAUGAGAACGGAAGGCUGAAUGAGACCACAAUCCACUAUUUACUCAAUCAUCUGUUUAAAUUUUCUGUUUCUUUAGACUUGAGCCAAAGAGUCUUGUUAUAUUUUUAGUGAUCAUGGUCAUCA